Molecule: messenger RNA, 1084 nt
Organism: Cariama cristata (Red-legged seriema)
Lineage: Eukaryota; Metazoa; Chordata; Aves; Cariamiformes; Cariamidae
Gene: ANGPTL4
Product: angiopoietin-like 4
Exons: 6
Biological process (GO): triglyceride homeostasis
Molecular function (GO): enzyme inhibitor activity
Source: RefSeq, a predicted model, not a curated record
UCCCUGAUGGAUGCACAGAACUUGCGAAUCGAGGAGCUCUUGCAGAAGAUCAAGCAACAGCAGUACAAACUGGACAAGCAGAACCUGCAGAUUAAAAGCCUGCAGAGCAAGGUCAAUCUACUGAUCCCCUUACAUCUGAAGGACAACAAAACGCAGUCUCCAAAGUGGAAGGUAAACGUGAAGAAAAGCUUCAGCCUCACCAACCAGAGCCAGAACGCUAGCGGGGAGCCCGUGCCGAUGCAGAAGCUCCCAGAGGAUUGCCACCAGCUCUUCCUGGCUGGGCAGCAAAGCAGUGGCAUUUUCCAGGUGCAGCCUGCAGGGUCUCAGCCCUUCAAAGUCUACUGUGACAUGACCACAGAAGGUGGCUGGACAGUGAUCCAGAGACGCACAGAUGGCUCUGUGGACUUUGACCAGCUUUGGGAUGCCUACAAGAAUGGCUUUGGAGACCUUCGUGGUGACUUCUGGCUGGGCCUGGAGAAGAUACAUCACCUUGUCCAAGAGGGAAGAUACAAUCUCCUGGUUGAGCUGGAAGACUGGGAGGGAAAUUCCCAGGUGGUUCAGUUUGUCUUCAGCCUUGGUGGUGAGAGCACAGCCUAUACGCUUAACCUGCUGGGACCUAUGUCUGGAGAGCUGGAGAAUGCCAUCGGGGACUUCAGGCAGCUGCCCUUCUCCACUCGGGAUCGUGACCAUGACCUCAAAGCCGACACAAACUGUGCCAAACACCUCUCAGGUGGCUGGUGGUUCAGCACCUGUGGCCAUGCCAACCUCAACGGGAAGUACUUCCGCUCCAUCCCCCGCCAGAGGCAUGAGCGCAAGCAGGGCAUCUUCUGGAAGACAUGGAAAGGCAGGUAUUACCCGCUGAAGUCAACAACCAUGAAAAUCCAACCUGCAGCACUGGAAGCAGAGCCCUAAAGCAGCUGCUUGAGACUUGACCUUCUCUGUGGAGCACAGACCUGAGCUCCAUCACUUGGUGUUUACAGAAAAAAAACCCCACACCCUCCUGGGAAGUCCCCGGAGGAGCAUUUCUCUUGGUUAGCAGCCCUUUGAUGGCAUCACACAGCUCCUUGCUAUAAGUAAAACGGCU